Messenger RNA from Colletotrichum paranaense, 390 nucleotides. RefSeq lists its product as uncharacterized. The record is from RefSeq and is a predicted model, not a curated record. NCBI's taxonomy places the organism in Eukaryota, Fungi, Ascomycota, Sordariomycetes, Glomerellales, Glomerellaceae. The coding region runs from base 1 to 390 and encodes 129 amino acids. The transcript has 2 exons.
AUGUCUUGGAUUUUGUCGAUUAAUGUUGUCUGCAGCGCUGGAGCUACUGGGAUAGUCAAGGUUUUAUAUCUAUUCGGACCACAAUCACGCAGUAUAUUCGACUCCGGAAGUAUAUACACAUUAAGCACCCUCUUCAUCUGGGAAAGCGCUGAGAUCUCAGCCACAAUCAUGGCAACAUCAAUACCCAUGUUGCGAAAACUCGCCGUCAACGUCUCAACCAGAUACUCUUCUCGAGGAAGUAGCGAAAACACCAUGCUGUCCGUUUUCCAGCGCCAGUUACGUAUAGCUGGCCUCAGUAAUGAUGCUGAGAACCAAUACGCUGACCAACCAACAAAUUAUACUGGCGCUUCCUCUGCGAACUAUUCACGGGCUCGAGGGACGAGUUCUUGA